GAGCCCCGGCCUGGCUCCGGGCCGCCGCCACCACGCCGCGCGCCGUACUCCGCGUCAAGAAUGGGGCGGCCAAGCUGCCCAAGCCGCCCGCCGCCGCCGCCGCGGCCGAGGCGCCCGGCGCCGGCGCGGGCAUGGAGCGCUCGCAGAGCCGCCUCAGCCUGUCCGCCUCCUUCGAGGCGCUCGCCAUCUACUUCCCGUGCAUGAACUCCUUCGACGACGAGGACGCAGGGGACAGCCGGAGGCUGAAGGGGGCCAUCCAGAGGAGCACGGAGACAGGCCUGGCAGUGGAGAUGCCUAGCCGGACGCUGCGCCAGGCCAGCCACGAGUCCAUUGAGGACAGCAUGAACAGCUACGGCUCCGAGGGCAACCUUAACUAUGGAGGAGUUUGCCUGGCAUCGGAUGCACAAUUCAGUGACUUCCUGGGCAGCAUGGGGCCAGCGCAAUUUGUAGGCCGCCAGACCCUGGCCACCACACCGAUGGGGGAUGUGGAGAUUGGCUUGCAGGAGCGGAAUGGUCAACUCGAAGUGGACAUCAUCCAGGCUCGGGGACUGACGGCCAAGCCAGGCUCCAAGACACUGCCAGCGGCCUACAUCAAGGCCUACCUGCUGGAGAAUGGCGUUUGCAUUGCCAAGAAGAAGACCAAAAUUGCUCGCAAGUCGUUGGACCCACUAUAUAACCAGGUGCUGCUGUUUCCUGAGAGUCCCCAGGGCAAAGUCCUGCAGGUGAUUGUAUGGGGGAACUACGGGCGGAUGGAGCGGAAGCAGUUCAUGGGCGUGGCCCGCGUGCUGCUGGAGGAGCUGGACUUGACCACCCUGGCCGUGGGCUGGUACAAGCUCUUCCCCACCUCCUCCAUGGUGGACCCAGCCACAGGCCCCCUGCUCCGGCAGCCAUCCCAGUUGUCUCUCGAGAGCACCGUGGGGCCCUGUGGGGAGCGAUCUUAGUGCUGGGGAAGGGGAGGGGUUCCCCAAGAUGGCCUGGAGACCGCCCAGCCCCGACCUGGGACCCCAGGCCCAGGGGCACAUUGAACAGAGGAGGACGGGGUUCUCCCUGACAGUGGGGAAGCAGAAUGGGGAGACCUGUCCCCCAGGGCCCCUCCUCACCCCCUUUGCCUCCUAUCCCUGCCCAAGACCCUCCCUCUCCCAGUGGGAUUGGCUGCACUUUUGACUUGGCCCCACCUUUACCGGUGGAAGUGGCUGCAAUCUGGAGAAAGGAAAGACUGAGGUGGCAGAGCUGACCAUCCUCCUGCCCAGACACUGUCCGACUGUUCCCCCUUUCGGCCUCCUCGGGAGCUCGCUGCCUGGAGCCAAGCCCAGAACCCAGCGGCCAUCUCCAUGGUGCCAACUACCAGCAAGUGUCUUUCCUGCGGCGCUGGGUUCAGGCAGCUACUCCUGCCCCAGAGCCUAUGGGGCAGCUUUGCAAGGAUCCGGAGCCAGCUCCGGGGGCCCAGAGCCUCCCACUGAAGAGGAGCUCAGCCUCCCUCUGCCUGCCCGUGGAAGGAGCUUUGCCGCAGCCUGUCUGAGUCCAUCUGUCCGUCCCCUCCUGCCUGCCUCUCUUCUGGUGGCUCUAGGAAUUGGGGUCCAGCAGGGAACAAAGGAAACAAAGAGGCGCAUGGGGCCUGGCACAGACCCCUAGGGCGCCUUGCUCCAUGGGGGUGCAACAAGCUGGUUUGGAAACUGUUGGUGGACUGGAAAGAACUCUGUCAUCUGUGUUUUGGUGGAAGAGCUUCUGGACCCUGAUUUUCAAGGUCCCCAAGACCAGAGAGCUCACCAUCUCCAAAUUUGGGGGAUGCUGGAUUGGAGAGGGAAUCUGAGGACAGCUGGGAUUGGGACUGGUGAUGCCAAGGCAAGGGUUUCCCAAAUAAGAGAAUCCCUCCUGGUUGGAUGAGGUCAAAGUCCAUCUUGUCUACUCCUCUGCCUCCAGGCUAGGGGUAUUGGGGAGGCAAUAGUGCUCCCCUAUUUUAGUCUUUUUAAACAUCCUGUACUGAGGGCAGAGCCCACUGCCCUGGCCUCAACUACCUUGGCUUAAGGACAGAAAGAGAGUGAGGAGGUAUGAGUGUAAGGCUGGGGGAUUCCUUCCCAAGCAAGCCUGGGUAGCUGCCUGCCUGGCCCUCCGUGGGGCCUACGGAAGCCCUUUUGCAUGCUGGGGAGGAUGCAGGCUGGCCCCUCUUUACAGAAGCACAUUGCUGCCACCUCCCCUGGGAGGCACCCAGCAGCCCACCACCCCUCAGUACCCAGUCCCUGCUGUGUAGGGCGUAGUCCAGGUUAGCUGGGUAGAGUUAGCUUUCCAAACCCUGGGGCCUCCUCUUAGCUCUCCCCCUGUCCUUAUAGAGUCCCGGGAUGGGGGCGGAGAGGAGACGCAGUAUUUACCAGGAGAUGACUGUCUCUUCACUGGUCUGGGCCUGGGUCCAGAGCCCGGUUCAUGGGAGGCCAGCCCCUCCUCCUCCCCCCUCUUCCCCCACCUCCAGUGGGUUGUAGCUGGAGCUGCCCCUUAUACUCAGACAUUCUGAUUUAUUAUCCUUGGUACUGAUUUUACUUAGGAAGCACUCCUGAGGAUUGUGGGCCUGGUGGAAGCGGCCUGGGCUCCAUCAGAGGAGGUCAUUUUCCACUGCAGAUGCCCGGCUCCGCUCAGGCCCACCUUGUCCCAUCCCACUCUAGGCUAGUGACCAGGCGAUUCCAGCUCCAAAACUCCUCCCCUCCUCUCACCCUGCUUAAGCCCUGGGUAUCCUUUCAAGUUCUGGAGGAGUUAUAUUGCCUCCAUGGAGCCACUUAUACUGCAAUGGGCAGGGGAGAUGGAGAUACCCCUUUGGCCCGGGAGUCUUCAGGGCCUCCUGGGGUUGUGGUGGGUGGGUCCACAAAGCUGAGCCACAGGCAGUGGGGCUCGAUGGCCUCGCCUUUAAGGCGCAAAGUCAUUACCCUCCCAUUUGUUUUUUUUUUAACCAGUGUGAUUUCUUUGCUGUUCAUUUAUUACUCACCAUUGGGGAUAUUUUGAGCCAGGAGAGCGCCUUCUCUCUCCAGCCAUCACUGCUCUGGUUGUUCAGGGGUAGCUGUUCAAAGACUGGACUGAGCCUGGCUGUCCCAACCAGAGGGAGUCUGCCCUCUGGUGUCUGCACAGCCUUUAUGACGAGAGAGAGCGCUCCAAAGCAAUAACACCCGGGGGUGGCCACCGAGGGCCGCCCCUCAGUGACUUUCUUGUCUGUUCUGUGAAAUCUCAGCUCACCUCCUGGAGGGGUGGGCUGGCGUGGGGCUGGAGCCCUGUUUCUUUGUAUCAUCGUUUUGAGCACGUGGCCGCCCUUCCGAGGGGCUCUGACCUUAGGUGCAGGAACCACAUCUGUCCUCACUAAGGGAUGGGGGUUUGAGGAGGGGGUGCCUUCUCAUUAUUAGCGUUGGCGAUUCCCUCCAAACCCAGCCUGUCCACACUGCUGGGCUUAUUAAACUCCACUAUUUGGAGAGGAGAAGAGAGGUGGAGUUGGGGGGACUUGGGUCAGGCUGGGAUCUCUAGCGAAUUAUUCUUUUUUCAAUCUCUGGGCCAGAGGUCACAUGCAGAGGUACCAUGGGUGGGAGUCAUCUUCACUUUCCUUCUCCAGAACCCGCUUUUCAUACCAUAGGGAAAGAGCCUUUGGGCCCACUAGUGAAGUCCAUUGUACAGAUGAGGAGACCGAGGCCUAGCAUGGGAAGAGCUGCCUCUGAGUCACCAGUGAGUUCAGUGGCACCCCCAGCCUGGGCCUCCUCCCACCCGAGGCUGAGCUGGAGUGUGGCAGAAUGAGGGGUGCUGCCAUUACUCUCACUUCCUCCUCCCUUCUCUCCAUGGAGCCUCCCAGUAUCCUUGAAAAGAUGGGCAGGACAAAUUGUAGUGCAUCCGAGAGGUAAGGAAACUGACACUCAGAAUCAGGAAAUGACUGAUUCUGCAAGUGAGCCAUGGGGACAGAAUGGGGCCCCACUGGGGUUCCCUCCACGGGACAGGAACCACUGCUCCAGGGCAUGUCCACCAUCAGUAUUUGUGGCCUGUAAGCCUUGGGUCACCCAGCCCCAUGUGGUUCCAUCUCCGUGUGCCACUAACUUUUUUGGGCCUGGGUUUGGGGAGAGGGUUGCCAUAAAGAUUUAGCUCUCCAGGGGCUCUGGCCCAACUGAUGGAGGGUGCCCAGGAUUUGGCCUAGGCCUCGAUGUCUGGGUGGGGCCAGGACCCCUCCAGGACCAACUCGAGAGAGGUAAGGAGCCCUGGUUCCUGCCUGUGGCUGUAUCGGAGGGAGCAGGAGGCGGUACACCUCAUCUUAAGGAAAGCCUCACUGAACCUUCAGAUGUAAUAAUAGCUGAUCUUCCUGUAGUGCUUUUCCACAACUUUUUGAUUUCAAAGUGCUAAAGUGCUUUUGCCUGGAGUGUACCCUCCCAAGAGCCUCUGGGCUGUAGGUGGGGGCCUGUAUUAAUUGGCCCCACUUUAAUGAGGAGGAAGCUGCAGCUCUGGGGCAGGGGGAAGGCACCUGCUAAGGUCCCCCUGUGAGUUAGUGGCUGAGCCUGGACUAGAACUCAGUUCUCCCAACAGUUCAGAGCUCUUUGCUCUACCCAAGCAGGUGAAGCAGAUAGUUUAGAAGGUGGUUGUGUACUUUACAUGCUGAUUCACCAUCCGGUUCCUUAAACCCGGAGCUCCUGGGCGACUUCAGCGUUCGGGAACAGCUUUGAGCCCACUCCUUUGGAGCACAGCUGUUGCGUCAGGCAUGGCCACCUGCGUUUAUUUAUUGAGCAGCAGCGCUGUGCCCCUCUGUUCCCCUGUAAUGACUCCCCUGGGCCCUUGUCUGUGUAGCAGCACCUCACAGUGGUUGGUGAGCUCAUCUGACAAGCCCUGUGACGGGGGCUGACUGCCCAUUUUACUCACAGCUUCAGUGAGGGCAAAGUGAAGACACGAACCCAGGGCAGCAUACCUGGAGCCCUUCCACUCUGCGCCUGCCUCCUGACGGGCUGCCAGGAAGGCAGGACCCUAGGUCUUCAGACUGGGGUCUUCUCUCCACCCAUCACCUUUCCCUCUUCCCUAUCCAGGAGCAGGAGCCUUUUGGGCCUAUGGGGAGGGAGGGUUUCUGAGAGCCCUGGGUUGGAGUGGGUCACGUUGCAUUGUAUUCAUGACCAUGUAGCUCAUGUUGAAAAUUAAAAGUUUUUGGCUUUUCUAA
Messenger RNA from Manis javanica (Malayan pangolin), 5155 nucleotides. It is a transcript of the gene RIMS4, whose product is annotated as regulating synaptic membrane exocytosis 4. Gene Ontology annotation, cellular component: presynaptic membrane; cytoskeleton of presynaptic active zone. Gene Ontology annotation, molecular function: transmembrane transporter binding; small GTPase binding. Lineage: Eukaryota; Metazoa; Chordata; Mammalia; Pholidota; Manidae. The record is from RefSeq and is a predicted model, not a curated record. Gene Ontology annotation, biological process: regulation of membrane potential; regulation of synaptic vesicle exocytosis; positive regulation of synaptic transmission.